Molecule: messenger RNA, 1215 nt
Organism: Wasmannia auropunctata (little fire ant)
Lineage: Eukaryota; Metazoa; Arthropoda; Insecta; Hymenoptera; Formicidae
Product: esterase FE4-like
Exons: 7
Coding region: 134-1108 (324 amino acids)
Source: RefSeq, a predicted model, not a curated record
CGUCAGUGAGUCUCGAUGCAAAUCGAUCGAACCUUUAACUUUCGCCAACCGCAGAUAUCUUGUUCUCAAAGUAUUCGCGACGCGAAGUCACUUAAGGUGGUUUUAUCGUGCAAGUCCCAGUCAAAAAAACAUCAUGAAACGCUUGUUCGUUAUCUUCUUGAGUGUCAUUAUCGUGCUCGCCGAUGACAAUCCCGUCGGCGAACAAUGCGAGGUCGUCGCACCGAUUGGAAGAAUUCGCGGUUCCACCAUGACCUCCAGACUUGGCAGGAAAAUCUUUUCCUUUCGCGGUGUCAGAUAUGCCGAACCACCGACCGGACAGUACCGUUUUCAAGUUGCAAUUCCAGCAGCGAAUUGGACCGACGUUUUCGAUGCAACUAAAGAAGGACCCGCUUGUCCAGCAAUAUCCGAACAGAAUAUAAUGGAGGAUUGUCUUCGUGUGAAUAUAUACACAACAAAAUUACCGUCGGAAAACGAUCCCGUGAAGAGAGCCGUACUGAUAUUCUUCCAUCCCGGUAGUUUUUACUUAUUCUCAGGCCAAAGCUAUAACUUCGGGCCUCAGUAUCUGCUCGACAAAGACAUCGUUCUUGUUACCGUCAAUUACCGUCUCGCAUCUCUAGACGGUCUCGCACACAUCAACAGCGACAGUAGUAUUAUAUUUCCGAUGCAUCGUUCUGUAAGAUUGAUUGCAGAAAACUGCGAUCAACCCGUCUAUUUUUAUAUGUCUUCUUACCAAGGUCGAUACAGUUAUGUCAUGUGGAACGAAACCGCACCAUACGGGGUGGCGCAUUAUGACGAUUUGCAAUAUCUGUUCUUUAUGAAAAUCAAAUUCCCGUUUUUCGAAAACGAUGCCCCGGAAAUUCCUAUGGUGGAUCUUAUGACAAGCAUAUGGUCGAACUUUGUUCAAACUGGACAGCCGGUAUCUCCAGCUUUGGAAGCAAAGAACGUUACGUGGGAACCGUAUCUACCAGAAAGAGACAACUAUCUAAAAAUCACCGAGGAACCAACAAUGAAAACAGGACUUUAUCCCGAUAGAAUGCAAAAAUGGGACAGUUUGUUUCCUUUGAAUCCAAUAUGGAAAUUGUUUCAAUAUCUAAAAUCAAUUUCGUAACGUAUAAUAGAUAUGCUACUUUGAUUUCAUUCAUUAAAAGUAAAACAAACAUGCAUUAAUUCUAUUACUUUACAAAUACAAUACAAUGUUACAUAUUAUACUUCAAA